AUGAUUAUUGUUACCUAUCUUCGCUCCAGUGAUCUCAAGGUUAUAUCGCUUGGCUUGUGAAAGUCCACAGGACUGGACGAGAGCUUUUAGGUUGGUAUAGUCGAUAGAAGUGUAGUGUUUUUGUAUUCGCCAUACACCGGGGAGAUAUAAAUACGGGAUAACAGCCAGGAAAGAAUACUAAUGCACAUGUGCUAUGCAUAAUUCCAUGGAAAGCUUGGAUGCAAGUUGACUUGGAAUCGAGAAUCAUAGCCAAAUUACAAGAAACAGUUUGAUAAUUAAAAUGGGUAUGUUCAUCAUCCUUUCGAUUGCAUGCUGUCUCUCUUCAGCUGCCCAAGCAUCACUAGAGAAUGAUGACAUUGUCCCAAGCUCGAUCAUGAUGUCAUUCUGGGAUGAUUGGAUAAGAGAGAACAUUCUACCACCAAUCAGGGUCGGAGAGGCAUCUUCUAACGGGUCACAAUGUUUCCAGGAACUUGAGAAAAUAUUCACAGAAGGCGGAAAGAAGCGAAAUAUAAUUGUAGAUGCGACUGGUAAACCAUCUUCUGGCAUCCUUGAGGGUAACAUUGCUUGGUUAGGGGACUACAGACAGUGUGUAGAUACAACAGAUCUUCAUUAUUGUCUUACUACAGCACAAAUACGAGUACAGUCAGUCAGCCAUCGGCAAAGUGGAUCUCUAUCAGUAGGUGUUUGCCUUCCUGAAGAAUGCAGGGAGAAAGACAUAUUUUUCUUUUCCCGGUUCAUCAAAAAUCUCGUGCCCGGAGACUUGAUCGGGAGAGUAAAAGUGAACUGCAAUGAGAGAAUGAAUCCAUCUGGUGAUUCUGGAUUCAUUUGCACAAUGGUCGUCGUUUCGCUGCUCUGUUUGCUGUGUCUCAGUGCAACGGCAUAUGAGAGUUAUCAGAAUCAUCGAAACAGCUUAGAUGAAGAGAGACAACCAAUCCUUGAAGUUAAGACGUCAAAGAGGACCUGUAGCAUUAACGAAUCAGUUAAUGAUAAAGACCUAUCAGCAUGGACAUGGAGGAGAUGUAUCCUCUGUUUUUCUCUGACCCGCUCUGUGAAUCAGAUCACUAAUACGACAUCAGGGAAGGAUGAUAUCCAAUGUCUUCAUGGCAUGAGAGUUAUCAGCAUGUUCUGGAUAAUACUCGGACAUUCAUUAAGUUUCCAACAAAAGUCGGGCGCAUUGGCUGAUGUUUUGUGGGUGUACUCAUUCCCAGCUAAAUGGUUCACGAGCCAGGUUAUUUUUAAUAGCUAUGUCGCUUUAGAUACGUUCUUUUUCCUCGGCGGCCUUCUUGUUGCCUAUACGGGCUUCAAAUACAUGUCAAAAUCUGUAGGGAGAGUCAACUGGUUGGUUGCAAUAGUACAUCGAUAUAUCAGGAUAACACCAGCGAUGGCUGUUGUAAUUCUUUUAUACACCUUUGUGUAUCCUUACCUUGGAGAGGGACCUUUCUGGUACCAACGAGUGGAAGACGUUCGAGGUUGUUACCAGUGGUGGUGGACCAACUUCCUUUAUAUCAACAAUUUUGUACCGUCAGACACAUCGAGCGGGUGCUUAUCAUGGUCUUGGUAUCUAGCGACGGACAUGCAGUUAUUUCUGCUUGCAAUCAUCCUCAUCGUUCUACUCUGGUGGCAUCCAGCAAUCGGUAUCGUCUCUUUAGCCGUCUUAUCUCUGGCUAGCAUCACAGUACGCGCUGUCAUCUUCUCAGAAAGGGGCUAUGCAGCCACUCAGCCCAUUAAUUCAGCAACUGACAGUACUGACAUGUUCCCAUUUUCUGUCAAACCCUAUGCCUGUGCCACAGCAUACUUAGUCGGUAUUGCAGCGGGUUACUGUCUGCAUGUAUUGAAAAAUAAAGCACUUCCAAGAUUACACGUGGUGGUUGUUAUACUUGGUUGGUUGUCUGCUUUUGCUAUGGGAAUGUCCAUCGUAUACGGUCUCUAUGGAGCUUUUGAUCACCCCGGGCCAAAGAUAGUAGUCCAAGAAAAGCCGCUAAACGUGGCAUAUGGGUGCUUGAAGAGCCUUGCGUGGACACUAGCACUAUCCUGGGUGGUGUUUACCUGUCAUUAUGGUUACGGAGGUGUGAUAAAUCGAUUCCUUUCUUGGAGUUUCUGGAUCCCUCUGUCUAGGUUGACGUUCUGUGCAUAUCUAUUACAUCCUGCUAUUAUCUACCUCAACACUGGAACAAUCUCAAUGAGCUACAAUUUUAAUGUCAUUGGUCAGAGUUUUCGAUUCACCGGUUUCGUAACGAUCAGCUACUCAGCAGCUUUCAUUCUUUCUUCGUUGAUUGAAAUGCCAAUCAGUAGUCUUCAGAAGAUGUUCCUCAAGCGAUAAUCCACAAUUCUCUUGAAAGGGGAAAAAGUAAAGCAUUAAAGAUGAAUUCUAUGCAUAUAGAUACGUUAUUGUAGAUGUAAAAUGAAUCAGGGGUUGUAAGAAAAAUCAUUUCCAAUGUCAUAUACCAUGAACUCAUCAAAUUUGCAGUAUUUUUUUACUCGUACUUUAUUUGCAGUAUUUUGUAACUCGUAGUCAUUGCAAUAUUUUGCUACUAAAUAAGUAAAACAUUAGAUAAGUUAUGAAAGAUGAAUUCUAUGCUUACCGGUAGAUAUGUUAUUGUAGAUGUAAAAUGAAUCAAACAAGGGUUCUAAGAAAAACCAUUUCUAAUUUCAUAUACUUUGAACUGGUAUAUUUUGAUGGAGAUUUUGGGGGCUGUUACUUUUCAUGAGAUUUUGUAACUCAUAAAUUUUGCAGUAUUUUUUAACUCGUACUUUAUUUGCGGUAUUUUGUAACUCGUAUAGUUAUUGCAAUAUUUUGCUACUAUUACAAAGGCUAUUUUAUUUCUUUGUACCUCCUUAACAUUGCAGUAUUUUGUGACACGUAUUUGUUGCAUUGAUGUAACAGUCAUCCAAAUUACACCCAAUUAUUGUUUGUGAUAAAUAACUGUGCAAGUCGAUAUUUGCAUUUA
Strongylocentrotus purpuratus (purple sea urchin) is the source of this 2948-nucleotide messenger RNA. Its product is annotated as nose resistant to fluoxetine protein 6. The record is from RefSeq and is a predicted model, not a curated record. Lineage: Eukaryota; Metazoa; Echinodermata; Echinoidea; Camarodonta; Strongylocentrotidae. Gene Ontology annotation, molecular function: acyltransferase activity, transferring groups other than amino-acyl groups. Bases 281 to 2320 code for a protein of 679 amino acids. The transcript has 16 exons.